AUGCCGACAACUCAGCAGAAUCUCUACGUUGGUACCGAUAGGCAUCGGUGGUGGAAGGAAGCGGUGGUCUACCAGGUCUACCCAGCGUCAUUCAAGGAUACCAACGGUGAUGGUUGGGGAGAUGUGCGUGGCAUUACGCAGAAACUUGACUACCUGAAGAACUUGGGUGUCGAUGUCAUCUGGGUCUCACCGAUCUACAAGAGCCCACAGGCGGACAUGGGCUACGACAUCGCUGACUACGAAGACAUUGACCCAAGCUAUGGGACAUUGCAGGAUGUCGACGAUCUCAUCGAAGGAAUCAAGAAGCGUGACAUGAAGCUGGUGAUGGACUUGGUCGUGAACCACACAUCUGAGGAGCACGCCUGGUUCCUCGACUCACGGUCUUCCAAGGAAUCAUCGAAGCGAGAUUGGUACAUAUGGAAGCCCGCCAAGUACGAUGCAGAUGGAAAUCGUCAACCGCCAAACAAUUGGGCGCAGAUUCUCGGCGAGGCAAACUCAGCAUGGACUUGGGACGAGAAGACUCAGGAGUACUACCUCUCGCUCUUCACGCCUGAGCAGCCGGAUUUGAACUGGGAGAAUCCCAAUGUACGAGAUGCCGUUCACAGCGUGCUACACUUCUGGCUUGAUCGUGGUGUUUCCGGUUUCCGCAUGGACGUCAUCAACUUGAUAUCCAAGGUGCAGUCUUUUGCUGACGCUGAGGUCAAAGUCAAGGAAAACAAAUACCAGCCAGGCGACAAGUUCUACGCCAACGGACCUCGUCUACACGAAUUUCUCAAGGACAUCAACCGUAAGGUCCUCUCUAAAUACGACACACUCACAGUCGGCGAGAUGCCGUUCGUCCGGGACGAAGAUGAGAUCAUCAGAGUGGUCGGAUCCGAGAAUGAGGAACUCAACAUGAUCUUCGCUUUCGACAUCGUAGACAUCGAUAACGUGCCUGGAGACUUCAAGUACACUCUGCACCCAUGGGAUGCACGAGAUCUCAAGACGAUCAUCAACCGUCUGCAGCGGUUGAUGCUGGAACGGGAUGGAUGGAACUCCAUCUUCAUCGAGAACCAUGAUCAGCCUCGUAGUGUCAGCAGGUACACAGAUGACAGCGAUGAGCUCCGUGAAUAUGGCGCGAAGCUGCUGUGCUUGAUGCAAACCACCCUCGCCGGCACGUUGUUUGUCUACCAGGGUGAAGAGAUCGGCAUGCGCAAUGUUCCUGUGAGCUGGGAACCAUCUGAGUACAGGGAUAUUGAGAGCAUCAAUUUCUUCAAGAAGUACCAAGACAUGUACCCGGGCGACGAGGAGAAGCAGGCCCUAGCCCGCAAGAUCAUGCAGAAGAAGUCUCGUGAUAAUGCCCGCACUCCCGUGCAAUGGACGUCUGAGCCCCACGCUGGCUUCACAUCCGCCGACGCCAAACCCUGGAUGCGCGUCAACGAUGAUUACAAGACUGUCAAUGCGCAAGCGCAGCUUGACAACGCCAGACCCUCGCCAGGUACACUCUCGGUUCACGCUUUCUGGCAGCGCGGACUUAGGUGUCGCAAGGAGAACAAGGAUGUCUUUGUCUAUGGUGACUUCAAGCUUCUGGACCCCGAAGACAAGAACAUCGUUGCGUACAAGCGCUGGAGCGAGAAGAAUGCUUUCGUCACAGUGCUUAACUUUAGUAGCGAGAAGCUAUUGUGGGACGGACUCAAGGACUUGAAGGUCAAGAAGUGGGUUGCUGGCAACUACGAUGAGACGGAGAUUGAUGGCAAGUCAAAGAGUGGGACGUUGGAGUUCAGGCCUUGGGAAGCGCUGCUGGGUAUGCUAGAGUAA
Messenger RNA from Didymella exigua CBS 183.55, 1797 nucleotides. RefSeq names its product glycoside hydrolase family 13 protein. The record is from RefSeq and is a predicted model, not a curated record. Gene Ontology annotation, biological process: oligosaccharide catabolic process. NCBI's taxonomy places the organism in Eukaryota, Fungi, Ascomycota, Dothideomycetes, Pleosporales, Didymellaceae. The transcript has 3 exons. Gene Ontology annotation, molecular function: alpha-amylase activity. The coding region runs from base 1 to 1797 and encodes 598 amino acids.